Molecule: messenger RNA, 1062 nt
Organism: Helianthus annuus (common sunflower)
Lineage: Eukaryota; Viridiplantae; Streptophyta; Magnoliopsida; Asterales; Asteraceae
Exons: 3
Coding region: 1-1062 (353 amino acids)
Source: RefSeq, a predicted model, not a curated record
AUGGCUAGUAAAUUCGAAAGAGGUAAUGGAAAUUUCUUGAGUCUCGUUGAAAUGUUGGAAGAGUUUGAUCCGAUUAUCAAAGAGCAUGUGCGGCGGAUCACUAGUGAAAAUAUUCAUGUGCAUUAUCUUGGACACAAGAUCCAAAAUGAGAUAAUAGUUAUGCUUGCUGAUGAAAUUAAAAAAGAACUCAUCAAGAAUAUAAAAGAAGCAAAGUACUACUCAAUCAUACUAGAUUGUACUCCUGAUUCAAGUCACCAAGAACAAAUGACUAUAAUAGUGAGGUAUGUAAAGUUCUCAUCUAAUUCUAUUAUUGUUGAGGAGUCAUUUUUGGGGUUUUUAAAUGCUAAUGAUACCACUGGGAAAGGACUAUUUGAUGUUACUUAUGCGGAGUUACAAUAUCUUGGUCUUGAAAUUGAUGACAUGCGUGGCAAAGGCUAUGACAAUGGGGCAAAUAUGAAAGGUCUAAAGUCAUUGUCUCAAACUUGUUGGGAAAGUCGUUUUGAGAGUGUUAAGGCAAUCAAAUUGCAACUUGAUGAUGUGCGGGAAGCUUUGCUUGAAGUUGGUGAGACAAAUAGUGAUGCUGCAAUUGUAGAGGAAGCAUUAGCUUUAGCAGAAAAUCAACUUAGUGGAUUUGAUUUUUUGGUAUCAACUGUCAUUUGGCAUGAAAUGUUAAACCGGGUGAAUAUUGUGAGCAAAAAAUUACAAGCAAAGGAUAUGCAUCUUGAAAUUGCUAUUCAAGAAAUAAACAAUUUGAUUGAGUACUAUAAGGAUUAUAGAGAAACAGGUUUUCCUAAAGCGAUUGAUGAAGCUACAAAGAUUGCUAGUGAAAUGGAAAUUGAUCCCAUAUUUAAAGAAAAACGUAAGAUUAAAAGAAAAAAAAGAAAAGAUGAGACUUCUAGUAGCGAAGAAAUUGCAUUUACAGUAGAAGAGAAUUUCAGAGUAAACUUUUUCUUAUAUAUUGUGGAUCAAGCUAUUGCUUCUUUAGAGAAAAGUUUUGAACAAUUUAAAUGGUACGAGGGUUUAUUUGGUUUUUUUGUUUCCACGUACGUUGAGGAUUAUUAA